This is a messenger RNA of Apus apus (common swift), 820 nucleotides long. Its product is annotated as neurophysin 1-like. Gene Ontology annotation, cellular component: extracellular region; secretory granule. Gene Ontology annotation, molecular function: neurohypophyseal hormone activity. Lineage: Eukaryota; Metazoa; Chordata; Aves; Apodiformes; Apodidae. The transcript has 3 exons. The record is from RefSeq and is a predicted model, not a curated record. Bases 18 to 392 code for a protein of 124 amino acids.
UUCCCGAUCCCGCGGUCAUGCCCGGCAAGGCGCUCGCCCUCUGCCUCCUGGGGCUCCUGGCACUCUCCUCCGCCUGCUACAUCCAGAACUGCCCCAUCGGGGGCAAACGUGCCAUCCUGGACAUGGACAUCAGGAAGUGCAUGCCCUGCGGUCCCAGGAACAAGGGACACUGCUUCGGCCCCAACAUCUGCUGUGGGGAAGAGCUGGGAUGUUACAUGGGCACUUCGGAAACCCUGCGGUGCCAAGAGGAGAACUUCCUGCCCACCCCCUGCCAGUCGGGACACAAACCCUGCGGCGGCAGCGGCGGCAGCUGCGCCGCCCCCGGCAUCUGCUGCAGCGCAGAGGGCUGCAUGCUCGACUCCUCCUGCAACCCAGAAAUGCUGAUUGCAUAAAACCAGCCAGGAGAGGAGAACCUGUGGGAUCCUGGAUCCACGGGAACACAGCCGGGAACAGCUGAGCCACGGGCUGUGCUUCAGAUUUAAAUGAUUAUCUAUCAUCAGAAAUAAAACUUGUACAGAAAAAAAAAAAAGACAGGUGGCUGUUUUUCGUGUCCCCCCCUCCACGGAAGGACGGGCUGGUCACUUGGGAGGAAUAUAGGACUAUUGUCAGAGGAUGCAGGGAGGCAAUAAGGAAAGCUAAGGCCUCCUUGGAACUAAACCUUGCUAGUGAGGUCAAAGACAAUAGAAAGGGCUUCUUCAAAUUGCAGACAGAACUAACACUAGAGGCAAUACAGACCCGCUGCUGAAUGAGAUGGGUGCCCUGGUGACAGAGGAUAGAAAGAAGGCAGAGGCACUGAUACCUUCUUUGCCUCUGUCUUUAC